This is a messenger RNA of Sus scrofa (pig), 5538 nucleotides long. NCBI's taxonomy places the organism in Eukaryota, Metazoa, Chordata, Mammalia, Artiodactyla, Suidae. The record is from RefSeq and is a predicted model, not a curated record.
GUUAACCACUGCGCCACGACAGGAACUCCUUGAAUGUCAGAUCUUGAUGAAGGCAGCUCAUGGUCCUCUCAUGUCCCACCUGCCCUCAGCUUCCUCUCCUCCCAGUUCCUGGAGCUAUCCCACAACAGGAGGAGAGAGAAGCACACCUGGGGAGGUGAUGCGUGGGAUAAGGAGCACAUUGGUAGCAGGAAAAGGAAUGAGUCAGGUGACAGGACAGAGAGUGUCACCCCUUGUAGUCCCUGCCCCUGGCCUUUGUUGACUCACACAUGUGGGGUCGUGCUUCCUGGAACAAGGUUUUCCCAAAGAGUCCUCACCAAGUAUUGACAAAAGCUUGUGCCCGGGAAGAGAAUUAGACCCCACGGGACCUGGCUCCUUGAGAUCCGCAUAUUUCAGUUGGGCCCACGGGCCUCGUCCCAGUCCCGGAGGAUUGUGCUCACCCCACUCUUAAACCCUAGAGCCCAGAUCCCUGUGUCAGCAGCGAGAGAUCAUUAUGGAUUCGGGUCUGCUCACCCCUCUCUUCAUGUCAAACCACCUGGCCUCUUUGAGCCAUUUUUUUUUUUUUUUCCCUGCCUUAAAAACAGCCUCUGGACUUGCUGCUCCCUCUCUCACUCAGAGAAAUAUGAAGAGGGUGAGAGAUGGCUUUUACAAAGAAAUGUGCUCUCAGCGCAGACUCAGCAUCAUAAUUCUUCUCUGUCAAUAAUAAUCAUUCUGGGCCAGGCUUCCUGUGUAGAGUGGACUCCAGGCUCCCAGAGUUUGAAGAGCAGCUUUGCUAAGGGCGGGCUUACUGCCUUGAAGACUGGGGCAGCAGAGGGGAGAGGGGGAGACCUGAGGUGUGGCUGCAGUCUCCUGCCCACUUGAUUGUGCCUUUGGAGCUUCCGAUAAGGACCUCAUAGGCCUCAAGCGUCCUCCUCCAGUUGAGACAUGGGAGGAGGUUUGGGGAGGACAGGGCACUCUGAUCCUGUGUCAAAGAGGUAAGAUGGCACUGUGCCUGAAGUCCUGAUGCCCUUCAGCGUGGCCCAGGGGAGCAGCCGGGAACCCACAGAAGGCUACUCCACUAAGGAGCCAGCCCCAGGGAAUGGGGGUCCUGGCCCAGAGGGACGAGCUAGGGGUGGGGUGGGUGUUGGAGCCUCCCCCCCUCCCCAUUUCCAGUGAAGAGGCAGGGGAAGGGUUAACUCACUGCAGGGUGGGAGUGGGUCACCUCUGGAUCUGCACCUCCUGGGGACAGCCAGCAGGCAGGCCUCCCAUCUCUGAAGGUGCUGCCUGCCUGGCCAGCAGGAAGGGGUUAACACGCCCUGCGCUUCCUUCUGUGUCCUGUUACUGCUGAGGCAGACCUGCCUGGCCAGCUGAGCAACUUUCCUCCCAGUGCUGCCUGCCGGCUGGGCGUCCAGAAGACUGGCAGGCAGGAGGCAGAGCAGCAGCCCAUUCCAGGGACCCUGAGGGGUCUGUGCCUCUUGGGAGAGGGCGGGUCUCCAGAACGAGGGUCCGCGGUGGAUGGCUCUGGGGGCACUCCCAAGGCUGUGCUGUCCCCCUGCUGCGCAGGUUGGAGGGUCACUGCAGAGGCUGCUCGUGGUCCCCGGGCUGGGGCCAAGGGAGCCUGAACCAGAGCCCACAGGAUGGGGAGGUAAAGACAGGUUUGAGUCACUAGCGAGGGGGAGGGCAGGCAUUAAACAACGAGCGCUGCCCGUGGCGCCCCGCAGAAGCCCUGCCACCACUGGACAGAAAGGCAGCACGCAGAAGGUGUGAGUGUGAAGAAAUGAACAUGCCCAGCUAGAAGUGCCAGCUGAAUAAUAAAUCGAAUAAGAAAAAUAAAAAGUAAUUGCCUGCCCAAAGCGGUUCCUGGCAUCAGGGACACCCUGGCCAGGCCUUAAGUCACUGGCUGAGGUGGGCCUGAAUGCCAGAGCCUCUCUUCCUCAGACCCAUGUGGAAGCCAAGGACACAGCCGCCCUGCUGAGAGCACGGCGGCCCACGCUCGGAGACGGUGACCUCUCGACGGUGGCCCUCGGUCCUCCACCUCUGGCUGGGGCGGGGGCCGCCCAUCUCCAAGUCCCCGGCCAUGACGACCUCCGCGCUGCGGCGACAGGUCAAGAACAUCGUGCACAACUACUCGGAGGCGGAGAUCAAGGUGCGCGAGGCCACCAGCAAUGACCCGUGGGGUCCGCCCAGCUCCCUCAUGUCGGAGAUCGCCGAUCUGACCUUCAACACGGUGGCCUUCGCCGAGGUCAUGGGCAUGCUGUGGCGGCGGCUCAAUGACAGCGGCAAGAACUGGCGGCACGUGUACAAGGCGCUGACGCUGCUCGACUACCUGCUCAAGACGGGCUCCGAGCGGGUGGCCCACCAGUGCCGGGAGAACCUCUACACCAUCCAGACGCUCAAGGACUUCCAGUACAUCGACCGCGAUGGCAAGGACCAGGGCGUCAACGUGCGUGAGAAGGUCAAGCAGGUGAUGGCCCUGCUCAGGGAUGAGGAGCGCCUCCGGCAGGAGCGGACCCACGCGCUCAAGACCAAGGAGCGCAUGGCGCUGGAGGGCACAGGCAUUGGCAGCGGCCAGCUGGGCUUCAGCCGCCGCCACGGGGAUGUUCGCGGUUCCCCGUCCUCCUACAACUCCUCCUCCUCAUCCCCCCGCUACACCUCUGACCUCGAGCAGGCCCGGCCACAGACAUCAGGAGAAGAGGAGCUGCAGCUGCAGCUGGCCUUGGCCAUGAGCCGCGAGGAGGCUGAGAAGCCGGUCCCCCCAGCCUCCCGCAGGGAUGAGGACCUGCAGCUGCAGCUGGCCCUGCGCCUGAGCCGGCAGGAGCAGAAGGAGGUGAGGUCCUGGCGGGGAGACGACUCCCCUGUGGCCAAUGGUGCUGGGACUGGAGUCCACCGUCAGCGAGACAGAGAGCCCGACAAAGAAGAGAGAGAGGAGGAGAAGCGGCAAACCAGCCAGUCCUCCAUCCUGGACCUGGUGGACAUCUUCGCACCAGCCCCGGCCCUGCCCUCCACACACUGCUCUGCUGACCCAUGGGACAUCCCAGGUCUCAGGCCCAAGACAGAGCCCAGUGGUUCGUCCUGGGGGCCUUCCGCAGACCCCUGGUCUCCAGUCCCCUCAGGAAGCAUCCUGUCCCAAAGCCAGCCCUGGAACUUGUCCCCUAUGCUCUCGUCCUCUGAGCCCUGGGGCCGGACCCCAGUGCUGCCUGCUGGACCACCCAUCACAGACUCCUGGGCACAGAACUCCCCCCACCACAAACUCCCCAACUCAGGGGCCGACCCUUGGGGGGCCGCGGUGGAGACUUCCAGCACAUCUGGGCUAGGUGGUACCUCAAACUUUGACCCAUUUGCCAAGCCUCCAGUAUCCACAGAGACCAAGGAGGGGCCAGAGUGUGCCCAGGCCCCGCCCUCUGCGCAGCCCAGCAGUCCUGUGGAGCUGGACCUGUUUGGAGACUCCAUCCCCAGUUCCAAGCAGAAUGGCACAAAGGAGCCAGAUGCCUUUGACCUUGAUGUACUGGGGGAAGCGCUAACACAGCCCAGCAAGGACACCCCAGCUCGCCGCACUCCUGAGUCCUUCCUGGGCCCCUCGGCCUCCUCUUUGGUCAACCUUGACUCAUUAGUCAAGGCACCCCAGGCUGCAAAGACCCGGAACCCCUUCCUAACAGGUCUCAGCGCUCCAUCCCCCACCAACCCCUUCGGCGGGGGCGAGCAGGGCAGGCCCACCCUGAACCAGAUGCGCGCCGGUUCGCCAGCGCUCGGCCUGGCGGCCAGCGGGCCGGUGGGGACGCCCUUCGGUUCUAUGACCUACAGCGCCUCCCUGCCUCUCCCGCUCAGCAGCGUGCCGGCCGGCGUGACCCUCCCCGCCUCGGUCAGCGUCUUCCCCCAAGCCCGCGCCUUCACGCCGCCGCCCCCUGGGAGCCUGCCUCAGCCGCUGCUGCCCACUUCUGGCUCGGCCGGGCCACUCAACCCGCUCCAGCAGGCGGGCACCAACCCGUUCCUCUGAGCAAGGCCCGGGCUGCCUGCUGCCCAGCGCGUGCGCGCGAGGCCCAGGCCCCCUUCUCCACGUGCUGACAGCUCUGGGUCCCGCCCCCUGGCGCGGGGUGGGCGGAGCUACCACCUCAGGACCCGCCCCGGAAGCCAAGCCGGCUGAGACUGCCCUGAGACCUCCGCAGACCCUUUGCAGCUCCCAGGGCUGGAGACUGGUGACUUCACUGGGGCCGAGGCCACGCCCCGUAAUAGAGACUGGAACCCACGUCCUCAGCUCUCACCAAAUGCACUUCUUGCGGGACGUGACGGCUAGAUCUGGACCACAGCGCAAACCACCGCUGCCAUGCAAACAGCUGCUCCACGAUGUGGGGCCCCAAAAUGCUCCCACUUCUUGUACAGACCCCCAGCCCAGCACCUUCGCUUCCACAUGCUCCCCAGACUCGUUCGAUCAUUUCAUCUAUUUAUCACACAUCGGCGCUGGGGACGGUCUAAUAGCAAAAGACAAGAAGUUCCACUGCGCGCUCCUUAUGUAAUAAGCACUUUAGACAGAUGAUGUCAUUUAAUCCUUGCAUCAACAUUCUGAGGUAGAUAGUAAUAUUACUCCUAUUCAGGACUGGCUACAUAAAUUGUGGGACCCAGGGCCCCACGAAUGAAACCAUACGGCCCCUUGUUCAAAAUAGCAUCAUGGGGGCCUCAGAGCAUUAGCUCAAGGGCAAAGCCCUUGCUUGGCCCUGCUUGCACUUCAUAGGUGAAACUCAGGUUAAGCGACAUGCUCAAAGUCACAAACCUAGCACAGAGUGGAGCUGGGAUUCGGAGUCAGACCCUCCAGCUCCGCAGCUCCGGGCUCCCACCAUGAGCCUCAGAUUUAAUUCACAUCAUUGAUAACUGCUGUAGACAAAGCGCUGGGCUCAUCUGAGAGGGAUCCAAGGAUGGCUAAGCCCACAGCCUCCAGGAGCUCAGAACUCAGUGGGGUAGGUGACCUGGGUCCAGGAGCUCAGAACUCAGUGGGGCAGGUGACCUGAGUCCAGGAGCCCCCCGAUCCUUUGUUUUACAGAGUCGCCUUAAAUCUGGCUCUUAUUCCUCCCUCCAAUAGGACUGUCAAGACACUCAAUUUUGGCCAUGACCCCUCCUGGGGGGCUUGUAUGGGGUCUGGGAAACAAGGGGAGGAGCAGGGCCUGGUACCUCAUUCUGGGGGCCGCCUUGGUCGCCCUGAUCCCUUUUCUACUCGAUGCUCUCUGACCACUGGGCACUGGUGUUCCUUCAGUGCUCAGGGUCUGGCCCUGCAGGCAGUGGGUGGGCCUUUUGGGAGUCUGGGGGCAAUGGCUUUGCAUAGGCCAGAAACACCAAAGUUGGGGGAAGGACACGAUGCAGGUCUCCUUCCUAAGGUGGGGGUGGGGAAAGGCGCUGCUUUGGUUUUUUGGAGGGAGGCAGUCCUUCUGUGCUGUUACAGGUAGGACGGACCAGACCAUCUAUUUAGGAGUCAGACUGACAGCAUUCAAAACUGCUCUAAGGUUUGCACUUAAUAAUCACUUCGUAAUAAGUGGUUAUGCUCCCCGACCUUGAGUAAAUUACUUAACCUGUUUA